Molecule: messenger RNA, 1447 nt
Organism: Brienomyrus brachyistius
Lineage: Eukaryota; Metazoa; Chordata; Actinopteri; Osteoglossiformes; Mormyridae
Product: MOB-like protein phocein
Exons: 9
Coding region: 149-925 (258 amino acids)
Cellular component (GO): cytoplasm; mitochondrial matrix
Molecular function (GO): ATP binding; protein-folding chaperone binding; metal ion binding
Source: RefSeq, a predicted model, not a curated record
UACUGGAACUAAGCAGGCAAGAACGCGUGUGAAGGUCGCGCAUGCGCCUCGGGAUUCUGGCUAUUUCUUCACGUGGAAAUCAGUCCUUAGGUUGAUAUUCGCGCACACUAUCACACAGCCUCCACGCAAAGACUCAGCAAACAUAAAAAUGGCAUUUAGAAAAUUCCUCCCCAUGUUUGACCGUGUGCUGGUGGAGCGGCUGGCAGCGGAGACAGUAACAAAAGGGGGCAUCAUGCUUCCGGAGAAGUCCCAGGGCAAGGUGCUGCAGGCCACAGUGGUGGCCACUGGUCCUGGUAGCACCAACAAGGAUUUCUACAACUGGCCAGAUGAGUCUUUCGAGGAAAUGGACAGCACCCUGGCUGUUCAACAGUACAUACAGCAGAACAUUCGAUCAGACUGUUCUAACAUUGACAAGAUCCUGGACCCCCCCGAGGGACAAGAUGAAGGUGUCUGGAAGUACGAGCACCUCAGGCAGUUCUGUCUGGAGCUGAAUGGGCUGGCUGUGAAACUGCAGAGCGAGUGUCAUCCAGACACCUGCACCCAGAUGACGGCUACGGAGCAGUGGAUCUUCCUGUGCGCUGCUCACAAGACUCCCAAAGAGUGUCCUGCAAUUGAUUAUACCAGGCACACCCUAGAUGGAGCUGCCUGCCUUCUCAACAGCAACAAGUAUUUUCCUAGCCGAGUCAGCAUUAAAGAGUCGUCGGUGGCUAAGCUGGGCUCAGUUUGCAGACGUAUCUACCGGAUAUUCUCCCACGCCUAUUUCCACCACAGGCAAAUAUUCGACAAGUAUGAGAAUGAGACCUUCCUCUGUCACCGGUUCACACGCUUUGUGAUGAAGUACAAUCUCAUGUCCAAGGAUAACCUGAUCGUUCCCAUCUUGGAAGAGGAAGUGCAGAACGCAGCCGCGGGGGAGAGUGAGGCUUGAGCUGAGUGAGGCUUGCCAACUGUACACUACAACAUGCACACGCCGGCGUUACAUACCUAAACCAUAAGUCUCAUGAGAAAUCUGUGGCACAAAAUAAGCCUUUUCAGCUAACAUGAUGCUGAGACCAUUGCUAUAGCCGUGGAAACAGUGGGAGUAUUUCGGUGUUACAAAACAUGAGGAUGUUGUGUGUCUGUGGGUUAUGCAUAUGAGGGUUAACGUUCUGAUUUAAAAUAAAAAUAAAAAACUUGUAUAUACUGCCUCCCCGUCUGGGAAGGAAAAAAGAUGUCCUGUUGAUAGCUGCUUCUCCUGGACUUGGUCUGACUUCUGUCCUGCUUUCCUGCCCUACCUAGGCAGGCAUGCUGCCUCUUCAUCUCUCUCUGCCAUUUUUAAAUUAUUGUGUGGGUUGCAACAGCCUGUCUACCACGUGAUUUUAUUUUCUCUUUUUUUUUUAAUGAACUAAAGUUUUAUUAUUGUUAUUUUCCGUAUAUGUAAUAAUAAAAUAAAAACUAAAUGUUACCCACA